AUGGACCUUAAAGUUCAUUUUGUAUUAAUAUUUACAUUAAUAGCUGGGGCUACAUCAAGGGAAGUGGAAAUUGAAAAUUUUAGACCAGAUCCCAAAGUUAAAUCUACUGGAUUCUUUGAUUUUGGGACAUUAAGGCUAAAAAAGGAGAACCGGAAUCAUUAUUCAAUUUCUGGUGACUUUGAACUUCUUGAAAAUAGUGGAAAUGAAAAGGAAAUCUUACUGGAAGUUAAAGACAAAAGGGACAAGAUUGUCAUGAUGAAAUCGCAGCACAAACUUUGUGACUUUCUCAAAAAUGAAAAGCAGAUCUGGCCUGACAUUCAAAGAAAUAGCAAUUUGCCUGAAGGCAACCCAUGUCCAAUGCCUAAGGGAAAGUACUGGAUCAAAGAUCUAAUGAUUGACGAGAAAAAGUUCUCAAUGAUUCCGCCUGGCGAAUAUCAUGGAAGAUUAGCAGCAAUUCAAAAUAAUAAAAUCCUAGCUGCUGUCGAUGUCCAGUGUAGGAUUAUUCCUUAA
Chironomus riparius is the source of this 510-nucleotide messenger RNA. Lineage: Eukaryota; Metazoa; Arthropoda; Insecta; Diptera; Chironomidae. The record is from the annotation of a GenBank genome assembly.